AUGGCGGCCGUUCAAAAUGGGAUGAAGAAGGAAGAGUUAAAGGAUGCUAAGUUAGAAAAGCAUCAACUGGAGAAGAAACAGAGAAAGUUGAAGCGAAAAGCUGAGACUGGCACUUCUUCAAGCGAUUCCUCAAAAUCAGGGAAAGAGUCGCCGGACGAAAAGGACGAGAGCGAAAAGAAGAAAAAGAAAAAGAAAAAGCUGAAAAAGUCAAAGCAACCUCUUAAUGAUGAAAACUAUCCAAGGUUGCAGUCUACAGAGAACAACUUGCAAAAACCUAUAAAAAUUGCAGAUUUACAAGAGCUUUUAUUUUGGUGUCUUGCCGACGGACAAGCGCCAUCCUGGGUUUUGGUACGAAAUAAACAGCAUAUCCGUCGUGCAGUGGUUUUGCUGGUACCGGGUUUAGAGCCUUCGCAAUUUGGAUUCAAACCUGUUAAGGGUGACAAGCAUUCGUUUUUAUUACCUACUGCCUUGAAGGAUAAGACUCCUAGCGAACUAUCAGAAUUUGAUGACAUUUUUAAACUCGCAUGGCCCACUCGAUCUCCUGGAGAUCGAUAUCGUGUAUUCUCUCCGGUGAAUGCUUUUCUGCAAUCACUUUUGAGCAAUGAACAAAAAAAGAAGAGAGACCGAGAGAUGAGAUCCAUGUCAAAGUCCAGCAAACCGGAAGAUUACCUCAUGUCCUACGAGUCUUUCGUAGAAGAUGAGUAUCCGUUGCAUCCUACAAUCAAGCUUGAUUCUGAACCCAAUGAACUUCCUGAAGGUUGGGUCGCUUCCAAUGCUGAUUUCCAUCAACGUCCACAGGAACCAAACAUCCUUGCUAUGGAUUGUGAGAUGGUAAAGACUGAAAAUGGAUCCGAAAUUGCUCGUGUCACCAUUGUUGAUCUAAAAAAUGAAGUUUUGUACGAUGAACUCGUCAAGCCAGGUUUCCCAGUUACCGAUUAUGUAACUCAAUUUUCUGGUAUAACGGAGGAAAAGCUGGCUCCAGUUACAACUAGACUAGCAGACGUACAUGCUUACUUACAGAAAACAAUUGACAAUAAUGUGGUUUUCCUAGGUCACAGCCUUAAUUCGGAUCUGAACUGUCUUCGCUUUGUUCAUCCUCACAUUAUAGAUACAGCGAAUAUGUAUAAUCACACACGUGGGCCUCCUUCAAAGCCGUCUCUUAAAUGGUUAGCUUCAAAAUGGUUGCAUAAGGAAAUUCAAAAAGGCGGAGCUUUAGGUCACGAUUCAGCAGAAGAUGCCACUACCUGUGUCGAGCUUUUGAAGCUUAAGAUAAAAAAUGGCCCUGGUUUUGGUCUGUUUAAUCAGGAUUUUGAAUCAAUUUUCCAUCGUCUUUCACGACAACAGCCGACGCCAUUAAUUGGUGCAAUUGCUGAUUAUGGAAAUCCAGAAGCCUGCAUCGGAAAAGCAGCUCACAAGAACGUAUCAUGUUCAAAUGAUGAUGAGAUUAUUAGUGCUGCCGUUACUUUAUCGGAUAUGCAUAACUUCGUUUGGGCUCGAUUGCGGGAAGUAGAACAAGUGGCCCAGUGGAAUGUAAAUCGUGCAAACCAGAAACAAAGUAAUGGCACGGAUUCGGAUACAAGUGCUGGAGAGCAGGAUAAUGAUGAAGUGAAUUAUUCCCAAGCACUGGUUCACUUGAAUAGAAGAAUCCGACUUUUGUACGAUUCACUCCCAAGCGGUACGCUUUUCAUGAUUUAUACAGGAACGGGAAAUCCUAUAGAGAUGUCCAGGUUAAAUAGUAUUCGCCAGACAUUUCGAAAAGAGUAUCAAACGAAAAAAUGGGACGAGCUAUCCGUACAAUGGACAGACGAAGAAAAUGCUAAACUGAUCAACUCUGUCGAAAAUACCCGGAAUGGUUUAUCCUUCUUCACCGUAAAAUAG
This is a messenger RNA of Schizosaccharomyces osmophilus, 1878 nucleotides long. RefSeq names its product 3'-5'- exoribonuclease Rex1 (gene rex1). The transcript has a single exon. NCBI's taxonomy places the organism in Eukaryota, Fungi, Ascomycota, Schizosaccharomycetes, Schizosaccharomycetales, Schizosaccharomycetaceae. Gene Ontology annotation, cellular component: nucleus. Bases 1 to 1878 code for a protein of 625 amino acids. The record is from RefSeq and is a predicted model, not a curated record. Gene Ontology annotation, molecular function: exonuclease activity; nucleic acid binding.